This is a messenger RNA of Danaus plexippus (monarch butterfly), 3245 nucleotides long. Its product is annotated as serine/threonine-protein kinase GA29083. NCBI's taxonomy places the organism in Eukaryota, Metazoa, Arthropoda, Insecta, Lepidoptera, Nymphalidae. Gene Ontology annotation, molecular function: protein kinase activity; ATP binding. The transcript is spliced from 14 exons. The coding region runs from base 200 to 2083 and encodes 627 amino acids. The record is from RefSeq and is a predicted model, not a curated record. Gene Ontology annotation, biological process: protein phosphorylation; intracellular signal transduction.
UUUUUUACCUGUGAAGUGCGCUGAUUUCCGCAGAUUUCCGUGUUUCAUGAAAUACAAUAUUGCUUCAAUACGACUAAUAAUAUAACAUAUAAAUAUACGUAGUUUACAAAGUUGUAUAAAAUGCGAUACUAGUAAUAAUGUAUUCCAAAAAAUAAGGCAAUAUUAAGUAGUUACUGUUAACCACAGGGAAACAGGAAGCAUGGAGAAUAAUUUAAGCCGUAGUGGGAGCCACUCGAGCUCCGUUUGCGAGUUAGAGAAAGAUCCUAGUGAUAUUGAAAUUCUAAAAUCUAGGACGAAUCGACGCAACGUAAUGAUCCGGUCACAACCUGCACGGAAAGCGAAACGAAUUAGGUUUUUCAGAAAUGGUGAUAAAUUUUAUUCAGGAGUAAUAAUUCCAGUCUUGCCAGAGAGAUACAGAUCUUUUGACAGUUUAACUGCAGAUUUAACAAGAGUUUUAGUUGAUAAUGUGACAUUGCCGAGCGGUGUUAGAACAAUAUACUCUCUAGAAGGUAGAAAAAUAGGAAAGCUUGAUGAUCUUGAAGAUGGGCAGUCAUAUGUGUGUAGCGGUUUUGGAGAACCUUUUAAGAAAUUGGAUUAUGAAGCUAGUGCAGUCACACCACAGUCCUUUAGAUUAAGCGGUCCCGAGUCACUGAGUGAUAGUUCAAGUCCUGCCCCUGCUAGAGCUAAUAAUCGUAUUUCCCGCUACUUGCAGACAAAUGGCAGUAAUUCAACAGGCAAUGGUUCACCAAGAGUAAGUCCUGCUGGUGAUAAUGUAGUCAGGCCACAUAUAGUUACUAUUAUUAGAAAUGGAGUAAAACCUCGCAAGGUAUGCAGGUUGCUAUUGAAUAAACGCAAUAGUCCAACUCUAGAGCAUGCUUUAGCGGCUAUUACAGAUUGCAUAAAAUUAGACACAGGAUGUGUCCGGAAAGUGUUCACUCAGUCUGGCACUCCUGUCACCGCUUUGAAUCAGUUUUUUGAAGAGGAAGAUGUAUUUUUUGCUUAUGGCAAUGAAAGAGUAAACCAGGAAGACUUCGAACUCGAAUUUGAGGAAAGCAAGGCUGUUUUGCAAUGUAGAAAAAUUAAAUAUAAUCCAGUCACUCGAAAUACAAGGAAUGGUCCUAAGCCUCGUAUGCCAGUGAAGGCCAGUGGAGCCCGGGCAGAAGCUGCCGCCGUGGCGGCCGGUGCUGGUGACGGAGAAGCCGCUCUCGCCCUGGCCGCACUUUUACCACAUCCUUUGAGACUCAAGUACAACGUCGGCAAGAUUAUAGGUGAUGGCAACUUUGCUGUUGUACGGAUAUGUAAAGACAAAACAACUGGCAAAGAGUAUGCUCUUAAAGUCAUUGAUAAAGCAAAAUGUAAAGGGAAAGAACAUUAUGUUGAAGCGGAGGUGCGUGUCAUGAGAAAACUGUGUCAUCCUCGCAUCGUUUCCCUUAUUGAAGAUCAAGAUAGCCCGGAAUGGCUAUUUCUCAUUAUGGAACUUGUCAGCGGUGGUGAUCUAUUUGAUAGUAUUGCAGUAGCUUCAAAGUUUUCCGAGCCUCAAGCCCGUUUGCUGAUAGGUCACCUAACCUCAGCUAUAGCGUACCUACACUCACUAUCCAUCGUACAUAGAGACAUCAAGCCUGAGAAUUUAUUGGUGGAGGUAGGUCAAGAUGGGAGUAUACGUGGUCUAAAGCUGGCUGACUUCGGGCUAGCAGUUGAAGUGUGGCGGCCGCUUCACGCUGUCUGCGGAACACCUACAUACGUCGCGCCCGAGAUCCUACUGGAGACUGGAUAUGGGCUUAAGAUCGACGUGUGGGCGGCGGGUGUUAUACUGUAUAUACUAUUGUGUGGCUUCCCGCCAUUCUCAUCGCCGGACGGUGAUCAAGAAAAGUUGUUUGACGCCAUCUUGUCCGCACGGCUGGAGUUCCCCGCACCGCACUGGGAGCGAGUCUCGGCCGGGGCUAUAGACCUCGUCGCCAACAUGCUACGACCACAACCAGAACUACGCUUUGCCGCUGAGGACGUACUUGACCACGCUUGGAUGUCGGAUGACUAUGAUGAAAUGUGCGACUUUCGUACAUGGUACGACGAGGACUCCUCAUAGCCUUCCCACACAUAAGCUUCACGACGACUCAGCGGCAGGCGCUAUUAUCGCUACUGAGUACUGCGUCCGCGCUCUAGCUAUGCCUUCAUAUUGACACCAAUACCAAAGUUAUUCCAUAAUAUGUAAUAUAAAUAUAAAUACUGCACAUGUGUUCAACUUUUUAAAAAAAAAAUAACUAUUUUCGAUCAAAUUAAAGUUGCAGUAUCAUUGUUGAUGUUCCGGUUUUUAUACAGACGUCCCGACGUAGAUAUGUUAAUCAUCAAAUGAAUUAUCUAUUUAUUUUUCAUUACUUAUUAUUUUGUUAAGAUUUAGCCUUAAUUAGUAUUUAUUUGGCUGUAAAAUCAGUUCUUAUUUAGUAUUAUUUAGGAUAAUAUUUGAUUGGCAGACAAAUUUCAUUGCAUUUAAAUUAUAAAUCAUUGAUUAUUCUUUACUAUCCAAGAACGAUCUCCAAUAUUGCAUUCUAAGGCUCUAUAUAUUUAUAUCUUUAUAAAUAACAUUCAGUAUACAUAUUUGUAGAAUUGGUAGGUUUUAUAUAAUUUCCCUCAUGUCCUGUCGAUAGCAGGACUAAAUUAUGAAAUUAUAUUGAAAUCUAUCAGAAACUCAAUAUUUAAGUUACUAAUUUAAUUAAGUCUAUUAUAAUCUAGCUUUGGCUUUUCCAUAGGUGCAUUUAUUUAUUUACCAGAAAUCACUUAGCAAUUAUAAAUAAUUUAUUAAAAAAUGAAAAAAAAAAUGAAUUCAAAAAAUAUGUAUGCAUGUUUUAAACACAAAUAUGUAGUUAUUUUUGCCAUUUAACUUUUUAGGCACAAGUAAGUUAUGUUCAAUGUAUUUUUUUUAUUGUUAUUUGGUACCUGCAUAGAACUAUUACUAUUGUGCCAAAUUCAUUUCAUGUCACAGAUUAGUUUUCCUCAGAUGGUAAAUAAUUUCUUGCUAUUGAAAUGUAUCACAGAUAACAUAAUUAGACUGAAACACAUUCCUUUAUUCUUUUAAAUAUUCUCAUACAUACAACAUUAUAACCACACAUGUAUCUUUGUAGUGUUCCAAUCCAAUGUGGCCAAAUGCAAUAUUUGAGUUGUCAAAAUAUUCUCACUACCUUGUGUUUAAUAAAGCGAUAUGAAGAUUUAUUUGCUUACAAAAUAAAUUAUUUAUUUUAAAAUAUGCUGAA